Molecule: messenger RNA, 1843 nt
Organism: Dalotia coriaria
Lineage: Eukaryota; Metazoa; Arthropoda; Insecta; Coleoptera; Staphylinidae
Exons: 3
Coding region: 1044-1472 (142 amino acids)
Source: RefSeq, a predicted model, not a curated record
UACACAUAUUACAAACGCUUCAAAAAGAUUCAAAACACGUCUACGUAUGUUAAAAAACAUAAUAAACAUAAUAAACACAUUAUAUCUUAUAAUCACUUCAAGAACAAGCAUAAAACCUAAUAAUCUAUGUCAAAGACGAAUAGAAUCCAAUUAUAAACAAUAUUUUAAGAUAAAAUUCAGUAUUAAAACACCCUAUAUUAAAUUUCGAGGUUUCUAUACCAACCGGAAGAACAUAAAACACUCAAAGACAACAUUUUAGCCUUAUUUCAAGUAAAAAUAUUCAAAAAUCACGAUUGACCUCACCAUGGUAGAUUAGAUCAAGCGUAGCAAACAUCACAGUAGACUAAAAGUGCAGAGGAAAAGUAAAGUAGUGUUACCAAGAAGACACGACACGUCAGUUGAAAACGGUCGAAUCAUCGUUUGUGGUAGAAGUACUCAGUCAACUCGACUGAGCGCCAACUUAACUAUGACCAUCAGAAUUCGGUUGUCAGUCGUUAGCAGUUCGUCGGUUGUGCGGUGGUUCCUCGCUUCGCUUCUCAACCAUUUACGCUGGUAGCGAGAAGCGAGAAGUGAAAAGUUUCACUUACUGUUCACUCACUGCUCAACUACCUAAGUUGUAUUGUUGCACAUUCACUGAUUCACCACGACCGAACACUAAACUAUUCAACAGGCAACAAAAGCAACAAAAAACACAAAAGAAAAGUGAAUGCAAUUACACUUUAUAUAACUUGAAUGUAAUUUAAUUAAAACAAGUGUUACCAGCGGUAAUAAUCUAAUAAUUUAUAACAAACACGAAUACGGAACUGAAUCAUCUGUAGUUUGCCUGUGAUGGACGUCAAAAGUGUGCAACACGUGCGUUUCAAUGUCAUUUAACUAAAACAGCAUGAAUUCAAAUGUUGCUAGUACUAAUACAUUGAUUGAUUACAUUUAAAUACUUUAAAUAUACAAGUUUAAGUAGACAAGUUGGUGCGGGCAAAGUGUGACUGUGAUAGCAACAAAUUAAUCGCAUUUAAUUCCGCGGUGCAGUCGUGCUACUCGGCGAAAUGGAACGAGCGCUAGGAAUAGAAAAUCAAUUGGCGAACGGAAGUCCACAAUGGAUUGAUGAAUCAAUGGAUUCACCGUUAACCUCGACGAUGCCGAAUGAUAAAUACUUGGAAGAUGAUGGCACCGUCUGGGGUUUGGUUAUGAUUGUCUUUGGUGCCUUGGCUAUAAUUAUCAUCAUGUUUCUCAUCGCAUUAUUCAUCGACUGUCGCCAACAAAAAUUAGCAGAACUCCAACAAGCAAAGCACGCGCAUCACGUUCAACGCCGCAAGAAGAUGCGAUUCAAAGGUCCGACCUUGGCAAAACCAUCGAAGAAGACACUGAAAGUUUUGCGUACAAAAUGCAAACUCCAAUGUCCGAACCGCCUGUGUAAAAUAUAUUUUUAUCACGCUAGGUUUAUUAAUAAUACAUAUCGCCAUGUUUGUGGUUAGGUUAAAACACAUUUUAAAGAUAUACGUAAAAAAAUUUAAUCCCAUAACUCAAAUACAAUUCUGAAACUUCUCGAAACUGUCAACGUAGAUAUAUAAACUUCUAUAUCUAAAUAUAAUGUGAUGUAAUUUUAAGCAAUACACCAUGCAACAACUAUUUUUAUAGGUUAUGUAAGUUGUGAGGUUAUGCAUCGCCUGCAUGCAUGCAAAUACAUAACAUUCGUUAUUGUAACAUUAACACGUUACAAACCCUGUAUGUUUAUUUAUUAAAUCGUCGAAUGUCAAGCCCAAGACUGAUUUGUAACGAAUUUUGAAAGAUCUAGUCGUGGAUACGAUUUACGAAUUAUAGCUGAACAAUAAAUCAUUCCCCAAUA